Molecule: messenger RNA, 3479 nt
Organism: Linum tenue
Lineage: Eukaryota; Viridiplantae; Streptophyta; Magnoliopsida; Malpighiales; Linaceae
Source: the annotation of a GenBank genome assembly
UUUAUCACCCCCCACCCAAACCCAGAGCAGGGAAGGUCAGAAAACAGCUGCUGUAACUCGCAUUUGGUCUCAGAUCAACCGCCACCGGAGCGAUGGCCGAGGUGUCGAUGUGCAACAGCAACGGCGCCGCAGAGCUCUCGCCGGAGGAAGAGAGGGUUCUGAUUCGCGAUAUUGCGCUCGCCGCCGGAGCCAACAGCAAAGAAGGGGACGAAUUCUUUUUAAUUACCCAGAGAUGGUGGCAGCAUUGGAUAGAAUAUGUCAAUCUAGACCAACAAAAUAGUACCAAUGAAGGAUCCUCAGUGUUGAAUAAUCAUUCCGACUCCGUGAGUUCUUCAAAGCGGCCUGCUGGUAUUGACAAUUCUGAUCUAAUAUACGAUUCAGCAUCUCAUGAUGACAACAUCAGUGUUGAGAUCCAUGAUAGUUUAUUGGAAGGACGUGAUUAUGUACUGCUUCCACAGGAUGUGUGGAAUCAGCUACAUUCCUGGUAUGGAGGUGGUCCACCAUUGGCACGCAAAGUGAUCAGUUCAGGCCUCUCUCAGACAGAAUUAGCUGUAGAAGUGUAUCCUCUCCGCCUUCAGCUGUUGGUUAUGCCCAAAGGCGAUCGAUCAACCAUAAGAAUAAGCAAGAAGGAAACUAUAGGUGAGCUUCAUAGAAGAUCUUUUGAGAUUUUCAAUCUUAACGCAGAACAAGUAUGCAUAUGGGAUUACUACGGCCAUCAGAAGCAUGCUUUGAUGAAUGACAUGGAUAAAACACUCGAUGAUGCUAACAUACAAAUGGAUCAAGAUGAAAUUCAUCUGCUAAGGGUUUGAGUCUCUAGGAUAUCAGGUUUUGAGGUGUAUCGAGUUCUUUUCUAACUCAUGAGAGAACUGCUAACCUGCAUUGUUAAAUAAUUCUCGUGGAGGUUCUUAGCAAUGUCAAUGGUACUGCAUUAAGUGGUCAUAUGUGUUCUGUUAACAACAAUGGAUCUGCCAAGAAGGAAGCUACUUCUAUUCUUUUAGAGCCUUCUAAGUCGACCUUAUCAAUUGCAGGAGGUUUCCCUGCAAGCAAAGGUGCGUCUAGAAGCUGCAGCUCAGAGAUUUCGCAAGCUCGGAACAUGACAUUAACGUAUAGGGAGUUGGAUAAUGCAUAUGGGAUCAGCUGUGUUAGUACAAGAGGUUCUUAUGGUGGCCUUACCGGGUUGCAGAACCUAGGCAAUACAUGUUUUAUGAAUAGUGCAAUACAGUGCCUUGUUCAUACACCUGAAUUCGCUAAAUAUUUCCGGGAAGAUUAUCAUCGAGAGAUAAAUUGGCAAAAUCCCUUUGGCAUGGUGGGUGAGCUGGCCUUAGCAUUUGGUGAUUUGUUGCGGAAGCUCUGGGCACCAGGGCGAGCACCAAUAGCUCCUCGCCCAUUCAAAGCAAAGCUUGCUCGCUUCGCUCCUCAAUUUAGUGGUUAUAGUCAGCACGAUUCUCAGGAACUUUUAGCUUUUCUCUUAGAUGGUCUCCAUGAAGAUCUGAAUCGCGUUAAACAGAAACCGUAUAUAAAGUCCAGAGAUGCAGAUGGGCGCCCAGAUGAGGAAGUUGCUGACGAGUACUGGGCAAAUCAUAUUGCUCGGAACAAUUCUAUAAUUGUUGAUGUUUGCCAGGGCCAAUACAAGUCAACUCUGGUUUGCCCAAUAUGCAACAAAGUAUCUGUGACGUUCGAUCCCUUCAUGUACCUCUCCUUGCCUCUCCAAUCCGCAACCACCCGUUCUAUGACUCUCACCAUCCUCACUUCUGACUCGACUACCUCGCCAUUUCCCUGCACUGUGUCCGUGCCAAAGCACGGAUGGUGCCGCGAUUUGAUCCAAGCAGUUAGCAUCGCUUGUUCCUUGAAGACCCACGAAGAACUUAAACUUGCUGAGGUGCGUAAUCAUCAGUUUCAUAGAUUCCUAGAUGAUCCUUGUUUGCCUUUAUCCUCAAUCAAAGACGAUGACCGCAUAGCUGCGUAUAAGAUCUCAAAGUCUUCAAAGAAUUCACUUCUGCUUAGGUUGAUUCACCGCUGCAGACCCCAGGAAACGGGAAGUAAUGGAUUAUCGUCUCAGUGGAAUGCUUUCGGAGUUCCUCUCAUUGCAUCCAUUCCGUAUGAAGAUUCUAUUACCAGAGGAGAUAUACAGAGAGAAGUGCAAAAGAUUCUUCUACCAUGGUUUGGAGGGGAUAACUUGAUACAGGACACUGAUGGUGAUAUUUGUGCCGAUUAUGUGACAGACUCACCAAAAACCAAUGGUUGUCCUUCAAAGACAUUGUCAUUGAAAUUUUCUCUACAAAUGGCCGAUAAGAGUAACGAGUUGAUUGAUCUCUCGGCCAAAGAAGGGAAAUCCAUCAGAGUUGCCACAUCAUCAGCUCCAGCAGUGGUAUAUGUUGAUUGGUCUCGAGAUCUCAUCGAGAAAUGCAGUGCCAAGUACUUUGAGAACUUGCCGGAAGUAUUCAGGUAUGGACCUGUGAGUAAGAAAGCUCGUACAGAACCCCUCUCUUUGUACACGUGUCUAGAAGCUUUCCUGCGUGAAGAGCCUUUGGUUCCUGAAGACAUGUGGUAUUGUCCACAGUGCAAAGAACGGAGACAAGCAAGCAAGAAGCUUGAUUUGUGGAGGCUUCCAGAGGUGCUGGUGAUCCAUUUGAAGAGAUUCUCAUACAGCAGGUCUAUGAAACACAAACUGGAAACCUUUGUCAACUUCCCAAUAAGGGACUUUGAUCUGACAAACUAUGUAGGCAACAAGAAUAGCACCCAACGUCAGCUCUACGAACUGUAUGCGCUGACCAACCAUUAUGGCGGCAUGGGAAGUGGGCACUACACGGCGCACAUCAAGCUCCUGGAAGAAAACAAAUGGUACAACUUCGACGACAGCCAUAUCUCACUCAUAAACGAGGAUGAUGUGAAAUCAGCUGCUGCGUAUGUACUGUUCUACCGAAGGGCGAGGAGUAAUGACAAUGUCCUCACCAGCAACGGGGCACUCCCUAUCCCUAUUGAGCCCAAAAGUGAGCCUUUUCAGACGUGAGGGAAUGCAAACACAGCGUGUAGUGGAUUGCAGUUUGAAGAAGACAUCUAAAAAGCCAUAAAAUGUUCUCUUUCAGCAACCGAAAACGAGUUUGCUCAAAACAUUUCCUGCAUGAGCGAUCUCUCUCACACCCACACCCACAACAGGGGAGCAUUCAUUAGAGAUGUAAUUGGUAGAGCUUAGUGUAGUAGAAAAUAGGAUUUACUCCAGACUAGAUGUUUAGGAUGCAUCAGUAGCUGGGUUAUAAGCUGUACUCUUUUUAACUUGCAAUUCCUUGCACUAUCAAAUGCUUUAUCAUAUUUUCUACAUUCUACUGCUGCUCUGAUGUCACAGUCUUUCGCGCUUGCCUGUCAGAGCUUCAUUUGACAGCCAAAGGGUGUAUUUUCAGGCCAAAAUGAGCAGAAUUGCAGAAAACACCAACGCUCCAGUGCGAUUUAUGAUUCUUUGAUCAGCUUAUUUUCUCAAAGGG